Pecten maximus is the source of this 2092-nucleotide messenger RNA. RefSeq names its product nicolin-1-like. Gene Ontology annotation, cellular component: nucleoplasm. The record is from RefSeq and is a predicted model, not a curated record. The transcript has 9 exons. Bases 104 to 871 code for a protein of 255 amino acids. NCBI's taxonomy places the organism in Eukaryota, Metazoa, Mollusca, Bivalvia, Pectinida, Pectinidae.
CAUCGAAGCAUUCAUCAAACGCGGAUGGCUUCUUUAGUUACUCUUGCAGUGAGAAAGGAUCAUUUUUACAACUUCACCCCUUGAUGCAUAUGAUCUGUUAUAUAUGGCGUCGGAUAGACCAAUCCACUGUAACAUAAAGAAUCCAGUAGUUGUUAACAUAGCAGACGCGAAAAAUGAAUUUCAUUCUGGCUGCAAAAUCAUCGACAUUACAUUUCCAAAUGUCACAAACCCAGAGAGUACAACCAUUCUGUCUAUCUGUGACAGGGUAGGAGAAAUCCAUUUCAAGAACAGCUAUGUAGCUUACCUGACAGUUCGUGUUAAACAAAAGCCUGCCCCUUCAGAGCCCGGAAGUGACUCGGGUACACCAGAGAUAAAAUGGCGGACAUGUGUACAGAGGAUGCGUCUGAUGUCAAACCCACACUGUGAGGCGGGCUCUCAGGACUACUACUGCAUCUCCCAGAAACAUUUCAGCUUUGACCUGACCCAGCUAACAGGAAUGCGUCUGAUUCUGCAGCAGCCAUCACCUGUAUGGAAGGACUUUCGAUUGGAGGAGAUUAAGCUAUACCGCUCAUCAGAGUCAAAUCGACCACAGCCACUGCCAGCCUGGCUCAUAGAGGAGGCCUCAAACAGUUCCAGCAAGAAAAGGAUUGAGCACUUUGAUAGUUCAGUAAGCUAUGAGGAGGAGGCAGAUGUAGCUCCCCUACAAAAUGGGGGAAAUGUGGCGGGGUUAGGUAGUGUUGAUGGCAUCUCUGCCAGUCUACAACAGCUGUGGGCACUGUCUGAGGGCGUCGCCUCAAACCAGACUGAAAAGGCUCUGGGCAGAUUUGAUGUUGACGGAUGCUAUGAAAUCAAUCUGCUUUCAUAUACAUAGAAAUUAAAGAGUCAUUGAAUUUCAUAAAGUGUGACAAUCAUUUGCUAUACCUGGCACUCUGUGACUUCUGGAUAUCUGUGACAUGCAAAGACACUGGAGAAUAGUUUGGUUUCAAGAGAUAUAUAGAACUCACUUUACAUGUUACAGACUUUCAUAAUUUCUCAUCUUUUCUAAAUACCAUACAAUCAGCAAAAACAACAGUUUGAAUAUUAGUUAAAAUUCAAGAAGUGUUAAUGUACAUUUGUAUUACUAGAUUCUAUGUUUGAUUCAAAUGACAUAAAAAGCACUGAAACUGAGGGUAAUCUAGAGGAAAACCUAAGGCAUACAAAGACUUUAUAAUACCAGGUAUGCUACAUGUGAAUGGGAUUGGAUUGAUCUUCAUUAAACAAUCAUAAAUUUAUAUUUUCAAAACAAAUUCACUUCCUUCGUAUAUUGCCAUUCGCAUUUAUUCUUAUUGAGAAAAACAUUCAAGAGAAAGGCAUGUCUCAUCUAGGCCUCUCCCAUCUUUUUUAACCUACAGAGAAGAGAUGGGCCUAUCAAAUGGCUCUUCAUUCAGCAUUUGUCCGUCCUAUAACAAUUCUUGUUAUUGCUGUUUGUGAGAAAUUUCAUCUGUAGAUUCCUCUUGGUCCCUAGUUGUACAUUGGCUGACAGAUCACCAUUUUAAUGUUGACAGUUGAAGUUUGUUAUUGCUAUUUCUCAGAAAGUUCUUUAAGGAUCUUAUCAAAUCUCACCAGUGGGUUCCCCUUGGUCCCUACCCCUCCGUACAUAUUUUCAGACUGACCAGAAAGCAGGAUGGCCCAUGUUUUAUUUUGAGUUUUUCGUGGAUAUUUCAUUUACCCAGAGGUAGAUUCCUCUUGUAUCUUGGAGAGUUCUUGAUACAUGUUGAUCUCCACUAGAUUUAUUAUGUAGGUUCCUCUUGUUUUCAUAUGAUUAAAAGAAAGAAGAGAAAUGUAGAGAAAAGAACAGUUUUAGAGAUCCAAUAAAGGUCAUUCUGUAGUGGGCUUUUUUGAGAAUACAGUUUACAUGAUAGUUAUGAGCUAUGUGAUAUAGAAGGGGUAAAAUGGCAUGAGGGACAGAUAUUUCUGUGAUACAUAAUGCAUAUAAAUACUUCCAAACAUGUCCCAGUUAUAGAUUUGCAAGUGAGAGAGUGGAUUGAAAGUAAUUUUGUUUACUGUUUACAUAUAAUGUACUUCUUCAAAUAAAUGCAUAUUUAUAAAGAAC